Molecule: messenger RNA, 1632 nt
Organism: Orbicella faveolata
Lineage: Eukaryota; Metazoa; Cnidaria; Anthozoa; Scleractinia; Merulinidae
Biological process (GO): thiamine biosynthetic process
Molecular function (GO): ATP binding; hydroxyethylthiazole kinase activity; magnesium ion binding
Source: RefSeq, a predicted model, not a curated record
GAUUCAGACGCCGAACUUUUCAUGUACUUAAUUCAAUGUAUUUGGUUCGGCUCAUGAAAAGUUCGGCGUCUGAACUGGGCCUUACUUCCGCCUCUCUUCCGCGUUUUUCGGUUCAAUAGAGUUCGUCGCGUGCAAGAUUUGGUCGCUUUCGUGCAAAGAGAAUUUAUUAAGAAGUAAAAAAGCCACUGAAAAAUAAGCAUGUCUCAACCACCACAACCAACAACUACCGCCAGUGAGUCGAUCAAGUGCAGCGUAUCCGAUUGCUGGCGUGCACUGCAGAAAUUACGAUCGGAUGGUCCUCUUGUUCAGUGCAUUACAAACUACGUAUCAAUGGACAUCAUGGCUAACACUCUCCUCGCGAUCGGAGCAUCGCCUGCCAUGGCACACGCCGAGGAAGAAGUAGAAGAAUUUGUGCCCUUGGCCUCCGCACUGGUGAUCAACAUUGGAACCCUCUCCAACCCAUGGAUCAAGUCCAUGCACAAGGCGGCAGCUAAAGCUCACGAACUGGGGAAGGUCUGGGUGCUGGACCCAGUGGGAGUGGGUGCCACCAACUUGCGAACAAAGACAGCAACAGAUCUGGUUCUUUCUCACAAGCCCACAGUGAUUAGGGGUAAUGCCUCUGAAAUCAUGGCACUGGCCAAGAACAUUUGUGCAGCAUUGAAUGUUGAAACAUCAGCUGGAGGUCAAAAAGGAGUUGACAGUUCUGAAAGUUCUGACAAUGCCCUCAUGCCUGCCCAAGCCCUUGCCUCAGAGUGCCAUUGUGUUGUUGUUGUCACAGGAGAACAUGACUUUGUGACAGAUGGCACAAGGGUGAUCAAAGUAUCAAAUGGUCAUCCAGUUCUUAAAAUGAUAACUGCUGCUGGAUGCACACUGACUGCUGUAAUAGCAGCAUUUGUUUGUUUAGAAGAUCCAACAGAUGUCAAUCUUGUGAUGAAGGGUUGUGCAUGUGCAUUAAGUGUCUUUGGAAUUGCUGCAGAACUGGCUGUUAAAAAUCCAGCUUGUAAGGGUCCUGGAAGUGCCAGAAUGCACAUGCUAGAUGCGUAUAGUGGCAUCACUAUAGAAACAUUGUGGAACAUGGCCAAAUUCUCCUGAGUCAAAAAGACACAAAGAAAUAAGUUUAAAACUUUAGACAAAGACUUAGUCACUUUUCACAUGGACACUUCAAGCUUUGUAACUUUUAACAACUGACACAUUUUCCUUUGUUAACUUCAAAAUGCUUUAUUUUAGUGAACUACCACAGUAUUAAUGGCAGCCUGUGACAGCGCACACAAAGGUGCCUCUGACUAGUUCAACACACAAAAUAGUGAAAUGUUAUUUAUAGUAAAUGUUAUUCACACAAGUUUGUUUGUCAGGAUAGAGCAAAGUUGCUGCAGUUUACAAUAUAGCUGACCCUCUCUCAGUACAUGGCUGUAUUUGAAUGACAGGCAUGGGCACAGGUUAUCCAAACUAAAAUCUUCUGAUAAUCAUGCAUUCUGAUAUUGGCUAAGGUGACUGAACUUCAACAACAGAGAAGGCUCAUAAAGAAAUCUGCUGAAAGGAAUUUUAAAAGAGAAACAAACAAACAAACAAAACCAUGCACAUAAAUAGUUACAUAUGGCUCAUUGUGAAAUAAUAAAAACACCCAUAACCAUC